This is a messenger RNA of Tinamus guttatus (white-throated tinamou), 2778 nucleotides long. The record is from RefSeq and is a predicted model, not a curated record. NCBI's taxonomy places the organism in Eukaryota, Metazoa, Chordata, Aves, Tinamiformes, Tinamidae.
AUGCAGAACAUCUUUAAAGAUGACUCAGAAACUGUGUAUGUUUUCAGACUCUGUCAGUAUCCACAGGAAAUUGUUCUGCAGUUGGUGGAAAGAUGUCGAAUACGAAAACUACAGUUGCUUGCUCACCAAUAUAUGAUUUCAAGCAAAAUUGAGUUCUACAUCAGUGAAAAUUUGCCUGAAUACUUUGCUCCUUAUCAGUCAGAGAGGUUUCACAGACUAGGUUACGUCCCUCUCUCAGAUAAUGAAAAGACUGGAUUUAAAGCACGAGAGUUAAAAUCCGUAUACAUGGAUGCAGUUGGCCAGUACCUAAAGCUGAUUUUCCACAAGAAUUAUGUCAAUAAAUACAACCUAUACAGUCAAGUUGCCCUAGUAGCGAUAAAUAUCAUUGGAGAACCUGCAGACUACAGUAAUGACAGCAAUAAUAAUACUUCAAGAGAGAAGCUGAUAGACCACUACUUAGGAAUCAAAUCAGAUGAUCCAGCCUUGGAUGGAACAUACUUCGGGAAGCCUGACUCCAUUUCACCUCUGGAUGAUUUGGCUUUUGACAUGUACCAAGAUCCAGAAGUUGCUCAGAUAAUCCGCAGGCUUGAUGAGAAGAAGCGCGAGGCUGUCCGUCAGGAGCGCUACGAUUACGCCAAGAAACUCAAACAAGCUAUCGCAGACCUGCAAAAGGUAGGGGAACGACUUGGACGGUAUGAGGUAGAGAAACGCUAUGCUGUGGAGAAGGAGGAUUAUGAUCUUGCUAAAAAGAAGAAACAGCAAAUGGAAGAGUAUCGCCUGAAAGUGUACCAGCAACUGGAGCUGCAUGACCUUCUGGAUCCAGAGCUGAUGGUUCAAAGACCACCUGAGUUGCCUUUGGAGCCUGUGAUUUGUGCUGGUAGUUCUCAGCACACAAAAGCCAUAAAUUCACCUCCUCAUGAGAAAACAGAGCCACAGGAAGGCGAGUCACGGAAAGCAGAGCCUUUGCUGGAAGAGAAGGCAGCAAAGUGCACUUCUCCGGAGCCCACUGCUCCCCACCAAUCUCCUCCUGUGGCUCAUCCCUCAGGGGAAGAGUUUCCUAAGGAUAAUGUUGAGUUUUUACCUUAUGAUGAAAGACCUCUUCCAGCUAUCCGUAAACAGCCCGAGGAAGGAAUUGCAUCCCUGGAGCCCGAGACCACCGAGGAGGGUGGCAGGGACACUCCAAGAAGCGGCAUUGCCGGCGAGCCGGAACCGUUAACGGAGAAGGCACUGAGGGAGGCCAGCCCUGCUGUCGAAGUCUUUGGAGAAGCCUUGGUUUCAGGAGCAUAUUCCAAGACAUGGUCGUAUCGGGAGGAUGCGUUGCUUGCUGUGCAUAAGAAGCUGACAGACAUGUCAGUGAGCACUCCGAAGGAGGAUUUAAAGAACAUGCUGAGGGCUGCCAUUUUCCUUGUAAGGAGAGCCAUAAAAGACAUUGUGUCUUCAGUUUUUCAAGCUUCCCUGAAACUUCUAAAAAUGAUUAUUACACAAUAUAUACCGAAGCAUAAAUUAGGAAAACUAGAAACUUCGCAUUGUGUGGAAAAAACACUUCCAAGUUUGCUUUCCAGAACAGGAGACUCUUCAACCCGUCUUCGUCUCAUGGCUUCUAACUUUAUUCAGGAAAUGGCCCUGUGUAAUGAAGUUAAACCUCUGCAGAUUGUUCCAGUUCAUUUGGUUCAGCCACUAAAGCCGACUUCCCCAACGCAUCUGGCAAUGAGUCAGGUGGAGUUAGUGGAAAAACUUUUGAAAGAAAUGGGAACCGAGAACUCCGGCUUUACCAUUGACAACAUCAUGAAGUUUGCAACAGGCGCUUUGGAACACAGAGUCUGUGAAGUGCGUGAUACAGCGUUGCGGAUCAUCUUUGAUAUGUAUAGGAAGCACAAGGCUGCUAUAUUGGAGUAUCUUCCUCCAGAUGAUGCAAACACUCGCAAGGCUGUUCUCUAUAAAACACUUUUUGAUGGAUUUAAUAAAAUAGAUGGGAAACUUACUGAAGCUGAAAUUAGGGCACAGAAAAAGGCAGCCACAGAAGAAGCAGAGAAACAGAAGCUGGACGAAAUUAAAGUUCUGCAAGGGCAGCUGGCAGCUUUAAAGGAGAUACAAGCAGAAGUUCAAGCUGGAAAGGAAAAAGAAUCUGAUUUUCAGAAGUCGGAGAAUCAAAGCCGUCGGGUAAAUGAAAGGCCACAGCAUGCAGCAGCUGAGAUUCCAGACGAUUGUUCCUCUGUGUCAAAUUAUUUAGAUAACUUAUGCAUUUUUUGCGGUGAGAGGGAUGAAUCCUUCACAGAGGAAGGAUUGGAUCUGCAUUACUGGAAGCAUUGUCCUAUGUUAACCAGAUGUGAGCACUGCAAACAGGUGGUUGAAAUAGCAAGCCUGACGGAGCACCUGCUGACCGAGUGUGACAAAAAGGACAACUUUGGGAAAUGUCAGCGCUGUACAGAGGCCCUUCCAAAAGAUGAGUUACCCAAACACAUUAAGAGCAAGACUUGCAAUUCUGCCAAACCAGAACAAGUGGCAAACCAUUGCCCACUGUGUCAUGACAACUUUUCCCCAGGGGAAGAGGCCUGGAAAUCUCACUUAAUGGGCAAAGAUGGCUGUAGAAUGAAUCUUCGGAGGUUGCCCGUAAUAAACAAACUUUUUCCAGCGCAGUCAGGCAAAACAGGUGGCCUGUAUUUAAUGAAAAUGGGUCCUUCAGGAGCCAAGGCUCGAUCUCCCUCUGUAGGAAGCAAGAUCCCAACCCCAAGGCUGGGCCCGAGUAAAAGCACUGGCAAAACGUACUCAAAGCGAUGA